This is a messenger RNA of Trachymyrmex cornetzi, 3956 nucleotides long. RefSeq names its product CUGBP Elav-like family member bruno 3 (gene bru3). The record is from RefSeq and is a predicted model, not a curated record. The coding region runs from base 1575 to 2735 and encodes 386 amino acids. Gene Ontology annotation, molecular function: RNA binding. The transcript has 14 exons. NCBI's taxonomy places the organism in Eukaryota, Metazoa, Arthropoda, Insecta, Hymenoptera, Formicidae.
CGCAGUGUACACCAUCUCCACGUUUUGGUAAAGGAGGCGGCGUCGUUGCCGGAGUGCACGAGUUGUACAUCGCCGUUGAUCGUACGACGAUCAGCUGGAGACGCAGCUCGUCGUUAGCCCCCUUCAUUUUCCCCCCAUCCCCCCUCCGCCGUCGUCACCCUCCCUGUCGUCGGUUCGUGAUCCGGAGGGUGAUCUGUAACGAGACCUGAUACACCGCGCACGAGGAUUUCCGGACGGAUUUUUCGUCGGUGGGGGAGAGGACGCGCCGUCGUCGCCGCCAGCCGCUCGACGAACUCGCGAUUAUUUUCUUCCCGCGGCUGGCCCGCCGUCCGCUCGUCACUCUGCUCCGAAGUGACGCGGCCCUUUCUCCUUGAUGUGUACGACGACGACGACGAGGCGGAGGACGGUCGGUAGUCACGCGGACGACGCUCUCGCCGGCGAUACCAGCGUUUCCGAGUCGAGUGACACCUAGCACGAGGAGCGUUCGUUGCGGGGACAACAGGGUGGCGAGUUCGGUACGACGAUACUUGCCCCGCGUAUCGGUGGUGAUGUUGUCGAUGUUCUUUCCUCGUGACGUUGGUGUUUAAAUGUAACGAGUACUGACCACGCGCGACGUUGUCGGGCUCUCUCUCGUUCAAACCGCGAGCUUACGAUUUAGUGCUAUUUCUUCGUUCUUCGUUCCAAGACACGAGAUUUGUUCCACCGUUCGGUGUACCGCGAAUUAACUCGACGUUUUCGUAGACCAGUCAGUUGAAGCGUGAUCGAAGACACGUGGAGCGGAUCGCUCUUAGCUCACGUGGUCGUCGACACUGCGACGUACCGGCGGCGCUCGUGGUCGUACGACUGCGACUCUCGCGUACGUUCCGCGGGUAGUUUAACUCGUUGUGAGAGUGAUUACACGAAUAGGAGGAUUUUUUUUCCCCCCCUCGAGCAAUACUCGAUAUUCAUGGUGCCUCUGGGCACGAUCAAUCCGAACGUGAACGUGAACUGUACUCGGUGAGUGUUUGCUUGUGAGGACAAGCGUUUCGUUUGUGCGCGACUACAACGCGUUCCCCAUUCUAUCGUCGACGCUUCGUUAAGCGUACAUGUCGCGAAUAGAAGGAGAGGGAUGACGACGAACGACCAUCGCGAUUCCGUCGAAGGGGACAACGUGGACUCGUGAAGAACGGCGAACGCGACUGUGUGAGACUACGAGACGAGGGACACGGCGGCUUGCGACUCUUCGUGGGACUUCCGAGAUCCGCAAGCACGCGGAAUCAACCAGGCAGCGUGGAGCGCUCGGCGAUUGUGUGGCCGCGCGCCGCGGACCUUUAUCUCUAUCAACCAGGCUGUGCGUUCCUCACCUACUACAGCCGUGACAGCGCAAUCAGCGCCCAGAACGCUCUGCAUGAGAAGCGGACUUUACCAGGGGGUGUGACGGGCGACCGGCUGGCCGGGGGCGCCGCACACCUCCUCCACCUCUUCUUCUUCUUGCCACGACCACAACACACAAUGUAACAACAACUACUACUACUACUACUACUACUACUACUAGUGUCGUCCGCGCGAACCACGUUCUCAAUGUACUCGAUGUGAUGAACCGUCCUAUCCAAGUGAAGCCAGCGGACAGUGAAAACCGCGGAGACAGAAAGCUGUUCGUUGGUAUGUUAAGCAAGCAACAAACUGAAGACGAUGUGCGACAGCUGUUUACUACCUUCGGUUCAAUAGAGGAGUGCACCAUCCUCCGUGGACCCGACGGAAGCAGCAGAGGCUGUGCCUUCGUGAAACUUUCGUCGCACCAAGAAGCACUGGCAGCAAUAAACUCUCUACACGGUAGCCAAACUAUGCCGGGUGCGUCAUCCAGCAUAGUGGUAAAAUUCGCAGACACUGAUAAAGAGAGACAAAUAAGACGCAUGCAGCAAAUGGCCGGGAACAUGAGCAUCCUUAACCCCUUCUUCAAUCAUUUCGGCGCUUACAACGCUUACGCUCAGCAGCAAGCAGCGCUCAUGGCAGCAGCGACUGCACAAGGAACGUACAUCAAUCCAAUGACCGCGUUGGCUGGACAGUUACCGCAUACAUUGAACGGCAUGCCAAAUCCUGUGGUUCCACCAACCUCUGGUUUGCUCGUAGGUACCGGCACAGGGCAACCGGUUAACGGAGCACUACCGUCGUUACCGUCGCCAACGAUGCCCAAUUUUAACAUGGCCGCUCAAACGCCGAACGGCCAGCCAGCAGGUUCGGAUCCAGGUGUCUACACCAACGGAAUACCGCAGACUUAUGCGGGACAUGCCCUCCAUCUGUCCAUUCCAGCGCAGGGGUUGGCCAACGGGGAGGCGGCACUUCAGCAUGCCGCCGCGUAUCCUGGAAUGCAGGCUUAUGCUGGAGUGGCCGCUUACCCCGCCGUCUACGGCCAGUUUCCUCAGGCUAUUCCUCAGCCGAUGACCGCGGUGGCACCCACGCAGAGGGAAGGAUGCUCUAUCUCAGGACCCGAGGGCUGCAACCUGUUCAUCUACCACCUGCCCCAGGAGUUUGGUGACGGCGAGCUCAUGCAGAUGUUCCUCCCGUUUGGCAACGUCAUCUCAUCCAAAGUUUUCAUCGACCGGGCGACCAACCAGAGUAAAUGCUUUGGUUUCGUGUCGUUCGAUAAUCCAGCGAGCGCGCAUGCAGCGAUCCAAGCGAUGAACGGCUUCCAAAUAGGGAUGAAACGAUUAAAAGUCCAAUUGAAGAGGCCCAAGGACGCCAGCCGGCCAUACUAACCCACGUCCUAGCCUAGAAAAUCUGGACGAGUCGCGCCCUAUGUCGUAACUAACAGAAUGUCGUCCGAGAACGUGAACUCGAUGGACGCUCGACGAUCAGGAGUGACGAGUUGAAUCACCGUUACAACGCUCUCCGCCGUAACAACUUAGUAUACUAGCUAGUUAAUUCAUUAGAGGGUAAAAAUUUAGAAGUCAGUAGGACAGCAACGGCUUCAACGUCGUUGAAGUUCGUGCGGCGGCGGCGGCGAAGAGGCUGAAACGAAUGCGAUGAAGGAUGUUCUGCGCUGAACCCAGUCCGAGAAGAAGAGUCGAAGAGAGAAGAGAACGAGACACGCUGAGACGACGUUUCCCAGAUGUUCAGAUAAUCGGAAUCCAACAUCGAUAUACAACAUCGGCUUUCCCCUGUCUCCUUUUCGUCCAAUCCCACACUACUACAAAUCUGCAUGUUUCUUUCUGUCCUCCGCGAGUCUAGCCUCUGGUCCCUACUGCCAGGUGAGAGAUUACGUUUGAACUCGAGGACGAGGGCGCGAAUGGACAUGAGCGUGCAGCGAAACCUGUCGCGAACAUUUCGAGGAUCCGGAGAGAUCUACCAGAAGCACUGGAAGUAUUAAAACCGAUCAUGUCGUCCGGAUACAUGGCGACACCGUUAUAGUUACACGCGCGAGUCACGACAUCGCGCCGCGACGAUCGUCCAGCCGACAUCAAACCGACAAUAGCUAAAUCACGAAAUAUCCCGUCGAUAAAACGCCCCUAGGAGUCUCGUCCUGUUCGUUGCCAGUCCGCCUAUGCGCGAUGCAAAGCGCGGAAAAGAUGCCAUGACAGAGGAAAAUUUGCCCAACUCGUACAUCCGGACAGAUUGAUCCUCGACGAGGACCCUCGACGAGGCCGGAUCGUCGUAUCCGUUGGCCGGACAGAACAGCUCCGACGAUCGUCGUAGUACGAGAGGCUGGCGAAUCUUCUGUACUCGUACGCAGCGAACGAUUUUGUCGUCGCGAUGAAGAUCCCGCGCGACGACGACGACGACGACGGGACGGAUAAAUAAUCCCCGCGCGACUGAUGAAAGUAGGAUAAAAUGCAGGCUCGUCCCGAAGACGCGGACGAGGUCCGAUAUCUCUCUCCCAAAAAGACAAAUGUCAAUCAUACGCUAUACAGGGUGCUCGUCUGACGAAACGCGUCUGAAAACUUUGAAAAAAAGAAAAAGAAAAAAAUACAAAAAAAAAA